AUGGAUACCUCACGAGAUUCUUCAAACCUCCUCGACACACACAACCGUCUAAUAGCAGACGUUUUAUCUCGCUUUCGCAUGCUGACCAUGCUUGCGACGAUCCAAGCGGAAGGCGAGCGCAAGAACGCCGAGCCGCAGACCGUCGCAGUGACGGGCAUGUCGAUGCAGAUGGAAUUCGAGGGACUACACACUUCGAUCAAGGACCUCCUCGCUCUCAGCCGUCGCCUCAAGGAGCUUUGGCUCUUCGGCAAGCUAGGCCAGGGUGAGGGCGACGCGCGCAUCCAGGCCGACAAGCUCCAGGCUGACGUCGUGCGCUGCGCAGAGCUCCUCAACGCCAUCCAGGAGACGCGGUAUGGUGGCCUUGCGUCUGCUGUGGGCGGCAAAUGGGCGCCGAUCGGAAGACAGGAUGCUGCUGCUGCUGCUGCUGCUGCUGCCGCCGCCGCCACUGCUCUUCCGGCGGGUGAAGGAGGAUCCGCAAAUGCUCAGCCGGCGGCGACUGCAAACGGUGCCGGCAGCACAUGA
This is a messenger RNA of Colletotrichum truncatum, 522 nucleotides long. RefSeq names its product cell cycle control protein. The record is from RefSeq and is a predicted model, not a curated record. Lineage: Eukaryota; Fungi; Ascomycota; Sordariomycetes; Glomerellales; Glomerellaceae. Gene Ontology annotation, biological process: regulation of transcription by RNA polymerase II. Gene Ontology annotation, molecular function: transcription coregulator activity. Gene Ontology annotation, cellular component: mediator complex.